UGUCUAUGGGCAAGUAAUAUCUGUCACUUUAAACUUUUCGGUUUAUAAUGUUUUGUUAAAAAAAAAAGGCAAAAUAAUGAAAAUAAUUGAACAAAAUUGACAUAAUGUUUAAAUGUUGAUCAUAGAUUUUCUAUUUUUCUUAUCAUAGAGCAGCUGUCAUUUUGAAUACAAACAUUAUUGCGGCGUGACGUUCGUCUCUCUCAUCGUAUAAAAUUUUUUUAGUGAUUUUUUUUUUCAAUAAAAUAAUAAAAGAAAAAAUCCCAAUUUUUUUUUAUAAAUUAAAAAAUAAAUCAUCAUUUUGCAAAAAAAAGAAGAAUAAAUGGCUCCAUCGUGCUUUGAAGUGAUUAUUGUUGUUUUUAUUCUUGUGUUACCAUUUCUCUACGAAACAAGCCGGACAUUCCGAUAUUAUUUCAAGUUUUCCAUUUAUUAUGGUUUUGUUAUGUUUAAUUCGGUAUUGUUAAUACCAUUCUUUUGUUUCCGUGCUUUCAACGUUCGAAAUUUGGUUGUUGCUUCGAGUUUUUGUCAUCAUGCAAGUUAUUUACUUGGAUUACGUUGGGAAUUAAGGGGAAGGGAAAAUUUGGAGAAAGAACAGGCAUGUGUAAUUGUUGCAAAUCAUCAAAGUUCCUUGGAUGUUUUAGGAAUGUUUGAUAUAUGGCCAGUUAUGGAUAAAUGCACUGUUAUUGCAAAAAAAGAAAUUUUAUACGCCUGGCCUUUUGGAAUUGCCGCAUGGCUAAGUGGUCUUAUUUUUAUUGACAGAAUAAAUUCGGAAAAAGCACGUAGCGUAAUUAAUUCAUCAAUCAAAACUAUCAAAGAGAAUAAGAUAAAAUUAUGGUUUUUUCCUGAGGGUACAAGACGUAAUACUGGUGUAAUUCAUCCUCUUAAAAAAGGUGCCUUUUAUGUUGCUAUCAAUUCACAAUUACCCGUGCUGCCUGUUGUAUUGUCUUCUUAUUAUUUUCUUUGUAAAGAAGAAAAACGUUUUGAUUCUGGACGAAUAAUUAUCACGACUUUGCCUCCAAUUUCAACGGAAGGUUUAAGUAAAGAUGAUGUCGAAUCAUUAAUGGAAAAAACCAAAGAAAUGAUGAUGGAAACGUUACGCGUGACAAAUUUGGAAAUACAACAAUCAUUGGCAACGAAUACAUAACAAAAUUAUUGAUUUAAAUUUAAUUUAUUGAAUGACGGUAAGGUAAACUUGGAAAAGAGGAAAAAUGAUAAAUUCUUAAAUAAUAAUGUUAAAGGAGACGCAAUAUAAUAUAUCUAUUAUAGAUAAUUAUAACAUCUCCAUGACGGAACCAAAGACUUAAAUCCAAUUUUACCAAGUACUGAUUUACAAGAGAUAGGGAUUUCCAUUUUUUAAAAAUGUCAAGGUCUUCGAAUAAAAUAACAUUUUCUAGUUUUUAUCUCAUUACAUUUUUUUUAACAUUCGAAACGAAUCUUGCAUAAGAGAAUAAUUUUGAAAAUAAUACUUUUUUUUAUAUAUAUUAACGUGAUAUAAAUACUUCCUCUUUCUCUAAAAUUUUAAAAUUUAUUAUUUUUAUUAUUUCGAUUAUGUCAAAAAAAAAAAGAUUCGUUUCAAUGACCAAAUAUCUAUGUAAAUCGUACAAAUUACUUCGUAAAAUGCAAAUAAUUAUUAUUAUAUACCGUCAAAGCACAAAUCAAAGUUGACUUGCAAUAUCUAAUCUUAAAAAGAUUUUUUUUCAAAUUUUCUAUUCGUAUAACUAUAUAAUAUUUAAAGAAAACAACAUUCUUUCGAUAAUAAAAAUUUAUUUAUGAUUUGUUGAAAUCAGCUAAUAAUUUAUAAAUUGAGUAUUACGAAACCAAUGUUUUAAAGUAUUAGUAAAAUUUAGAAUUUUUCAUACUUUUCAAUAUCACAAUUUGUGAGUAUAAAUAAUUAUUGAAAAAUUGAUUUAAUUUUGAAAGUAGAAAAAAUGUCAAGGACAUUAGUCAAUUAUAAUGUUUCGAUUUAAAAAAAAAAUAAUUAAAAAUGUUUAAUUAUAUUUAUGAUUUUCAAUUGCAAUAAUUACAGUAAUUAUUAAAAUAUAAUAUACAUUAAUUUAUUUUUUAUUUUAAUUACGAUUAAUUAAAUUUAUAAUUAAUCGACUUAAAACUGAUAUUAUUUGUUAAGUAAAUGAGGCAACAUUUUUUUUUGUUUUUUUUUUUUUUUUUUUUGAAAUGUGCUGUGACUAUCGUUACCAUUAAAAACGUUUGACGAUUAACUUUGGUAAUUUAUAUGUAAUUAUAUGUAAGUCAGUGUUGGGUAGUAAUUGGUUUCUUUUACCUAAUUAAAAAAAAACAAUUACUUUCUUAAGUAAUCAAUUUAUUUUAUAAAAAGAUUUCAAUUAUUGUUUUAUUUUUCUUAUCAACUUAUUUAUCGUUUUUAACAGGAAAAUUUUUUUUUCAAAAAAAACAAGUAAAUUGUAACAAUUGUUUUUGUUGCAAAACUAACUACUUUUAAAAAAAAAGUAAAUUACCCAACACUGAUUAGUUUAUUGAAAAAAAAUUACCAAAAAGAAAAUACAAUUAUUUAAAUUAAAAUUGUAAAUUGAUUUACAUUUUAUAAAAAAUUAAAAUUUGUAACCAAAAUAAUUGACAAUUUUAAGAAUUAAAUAAAAUGAAAAGAAAUGGACUUGCUCUAAUUUCUAUAAGCACUGAUGAAAAAUUAACACUUGCAAAUCGCUCAAAUGUGAAUAAAACAAAAAAUUAAUAAAUGUUUUCAUCUCUGUAUCGUGAA
Molecule: messenger RNA, 2728 nt
Organism: Leptopilina boulardi
Lineage: Eukaryota; Metazoa; Arthropoda; Insecta; Hymenoptera; Figitidae
Gene: Agpat1
Product: 1-acyl-sn-glycerol-3-phosphate acyltransferase alpha
Exons: 5
Coding region: 320-1141 (273 amino acids)
Biological process (GO): phosphatidic acid biosynthetic process
Cellular component (GO): endoplasmic reticulum; membrane
Molecular function (GO): 1-acylglycerol-3-phosphate O-acyltransferase activity
Source: RefSeq, a predicted model, not a curated record